This is a messenger RNA of Aegilops tauschii subsp. strangulata, 1532 nucleotides long. RefSeq names its product probable sarcosine oxidase. The record is from RefSeq and is a predicted model, not a curated record. NCBI's taxonomy places the organism in Eukaryota, Viridiplantae, Streptophyta, Magnoliopsida, Poales, Poaceae. Gene Ontology annotation, molecular function: sarcosine oxidase activity; flavin adenine dinucleotide binding.
CCUCCCUCCCGGUUCCUGCUUCGCACACCCUUCACUUCCAGAGCACGCGCGUACCACAGACACGGGAACAGCAACCAUGGCUGCGCAGCCGGCCGAGCGCUCGUUCGACGUGAUCGUGGUGGGCGCGGGCAUCAUGGGCAGCUGCGCGGCGCACGCGGCGGCGUCCCGGGGCGCGCGCGUGCUCCUGCUCGAGCAGUUCGACCUGCUGCACCAGCGCGGGUCGUCGCACGGCGAGUCCCGCACCAUUCGCGCCACCUACCCGCAGCCGCACUACCCGCCCAUGGUCCGCCUCUCGCGCCGCCUCUGGGACGACGCCCAGCGGGACUCCGGGUACGCCGUGCUCACGCCCACCCCGCACCUCGACCUGGGCCCGCGGGACGACCCGGCGUUCCUCGCCUCCGUCGCCAACGGCGGCGCCACUGUGCUCGCCCCGGCUGCGGCGGACGCGCCACGGCCGGCGUGGGCGGAGGCGUUCAGGGUGCCGGACGGGUGGGCGGCGGCGAGCAGCGAGCUGGGCGGGGUGAUGAAGGCGACCAAGGCGGUGGCCAUGUUCCAGGCGCUGGCCGCCAAGAUGGGCGCCGUCGUGAGGGACAGGACGGAGGUCGUCGACGUCGCCAGGAAAGGAGAAGGAACGACGACGACGAUCGUGGUGAAGACAGCGAACGGUGAGGAGUUCCACGGCGGCAAGUGCAUCAUCACGGUGGGCGCGUGGACGAGCAAGCUGGUCAAGUCGGUCACCGGCGCCGACCUGCCCGUGCAGCCGCUGCACACCCUCAUCUGCUACUGGAAGGUGAAGCCCGGGCACGAGCGCGAGCUGACCACGGAGGCCGGCUUCCCGACGUUCGCCAGCUACGGCCUCCCCUACAUAUACAGCACGCCGUCGAUGGAGUACCCGGGGCUGAUCAAGAUCGCCAUGCACGGCGGGCCGCCAUGCGACCCGGACGGCCGGGACUGGGCCAUCGGCCCGGGGGAGGACGGGCUGGUGGAGCCCGUGGCGCGGUGGAUCGACGAGGUGAUGCCGGGCCGCGUGGAGACCGCGGGCGGGCCGGUGGUCCGGCAGGCGUGCAUGUACUCCAUGACGCCCGACGAGGACUUCGUGAUCGACUUCCUGGGCGGCCAGGAGUUCGGGAGGGACGUGGUGGUCGGCGCCGGGUUCUCCGGCCACGGCUUCAAGAUGGGCCCGGCGGUGGGGAGGAUCCUGGCCGAGAUGGCGCUGGACGGCGAGUCGGGGACCGCGGCGGAGGCCGGCGUGGAGCUCCGGCACUUCGGCAUCGGGCGGUUCGACGGGAACCCGACGGGGAACGCCAGGAGUUACUGAGCAGGCAUGGAUGGAUGGAUGUUUGGAGCGCGAGCAUCAACUGUGGUUGUGCAUAAUUAUGGUUAUGUCAGACGUGUUAAUUGUCGCAAUUUCCAAUUGGUGGUACUAUAUAUAUGUUUGCCAAAUAAUGUGUGCACCGUGUGCAACUAUGGAACAGCGAAGUGGUAAUCAUUUUGUGAGCUUUGGAACAGUGAAGUGACACAUAUUUGUCCUA